Messenger RNA from Harpegnathos saltator (Jerdon's jumping ant), 1293 nucleotides. RefSeq names its product Mitochondrial cardiolipin hydrolase zuc (gene zuc). Gene Ontology annotation, biological process: piRNA processing. The record is from RefSeq and is a predicted model, not a curated record. The coding region runs from base 224 to 1117 and encodes 297 amino acids. Gene Ontology annotation, molecular function: RNA endonuclease activity producing 5'-phosphomonoesters, hydrolytic mechanism. The transcript is spliced from 5 exons. Gene Ontology annotation, cellular component: mitochondrion. NCBI's taxonomy places the organism in Eukaryota, Metazoa, Arthropoda, Insecta, Hymenoptera, Formicidae.
CCGGUACAUUCGCUGGAAUUCCCACUGUUUAGUUUAGUUCUUCGUACGGGAGAGUAGUAUACAGUAGUUCUUGGCUUCCAAAAUAUUUUUAUAUGUUUGCCUGUCCAUCACUACGUGGAAUAACGCGGGAAAUGAAGUUAUAAAUCUUGUGACAAACAUUUUUUCGCGUCGGAAAUUGCCGGAAUAUUUGGUAAUAUUAUUUGACGAUUGAAAUUCAUUCAAAAUGAUAAAAGGUAUCGCUUUGAUAUGUUCCGGUGUAUUUGCCGCAAAUGCACCUCAAUAUUGGGACAAACUGCAUAAAUAUAUCAAUCCUUCAGAAAAGGAAAUCAUAGACAACAGUUUAAACAAAAGUGAUGACAGUAUAGGCAAAGAAAGCACAAAAGAAGGUACUCCAAGUGAAGAAGCUACAAGUGUAGGAAGUAGUAGUGAAGGAACUAGUAGUGGAACUAGUAGUGGAAGCUCAAGCACAGAGGAUAUAUGUAAAGCAAUAGAAAGAACAAAUUUAAAUACAUUAGUCCCUGAAGUUAUGUUCUUCACAACUGAAUCUGCUAAUUGUCGAUCUCAUUUAGCAACUAUGGAAGCUUGUUUAAAGCCAAAGUGUCCAGUAGGAUAUCUGAGGAAAAUAAAAAAUAUUUUGGAUUCUGCAACUAAGUCGAUGGAUAUAUGUAUAUAUAUCCUCACAUGCUCAGUUUUAAGAAAAGCAAUACUUGCAGCACAAAAAAGAGGUGUUAAAGUUAGAAUAAUAACAGAUAGCAGUACACUAUUUCGGGCAGAAACUAAUUAUGAGGCAUAUAUAUUACAAGAUAUUGAAUUAAGAAUAAAAUAUAAUAGUGUUUUGAUGCAUCAUAAGUUUGCUGUUAUCGACAGUUGUAUCUUGAUAACAGGUAGUAUAAACUGGACUAUGACGGCAUUCUUUGGAAAUCAUGAAAAUGUACUAGUGAUUAAUGAUCCAAUACUUGUUAGACAAUAUAAAGAUGAGUUUGAAGAUAUGUGGACUACACUUGGAAAAGAAAAUAAAAUGAAACAAAAUCAAGGUUUUAUCAAAAAUAGGCAAAAUCAAAAAUUUGAAUAUCAACUUAAGCACAGUAACUAUACAAAGAAAGGUUCUACAAAAUAAUUCAGUCGUGCCUUAUCAGUCUCAAGAAGAUUAAUCAGUUCCUAUAGAUGAUAAGAAAUAUCAGCUUAAUGUUACCAUUUUAUCAUGAUAUGUGUGUUAGCACACAUGUAACAUUAUUGUGAUAUCACAAAGACUGAUUAAUAUUUUAUUGUAUAUGUAUUUUGUACAUAAACGAU